GUUUGGACUAACAUUCCGUGAAAUCUGCAAAUCCUACAGCAGAAAAAUCGAGGGAAUUGGAGAUGAAGAUUCCCAACUUCAAUUCCAUCAAAAAUAGGCGUUUUUUCUCAAUUCCUUCCGAGCGGGAGAUUGGUUUUUCCAUCGCGCCAAAACCCAUCACUUAUUCCUUAUCAGUUCAUUAAAGCUGCAACCACAACAAUCUGUUCCAACGUUGAACCUUAAAUCUUGCUCUCUUCAAUUCUGUGAAUAUCACAGGGUAAAUUAAUUCCCAGUGUUUCUUUAUCUACUCAGAGACUCUAAUCUGCAGUUUCUACUUGAGAGGUAGAAGAAAUGAGUAAUCUUGGAGGAAAUGAGAUCAAAGAUCGAAAACUACCCAAUGUCAAGAGUGACGGAAAUGACAAAGGAAAGACUGAAGGCAAGAACUAUUUGCAGUGGAAUUUAGCUAUGGAGCGUGAUUUGGCUGAAGUACUUUGUGAGGAGCGCAGUUUGGGACAUAAAGGAGAUAACGGUUGGAAAGGUGUAGAUUAUACUACAGCUGCUAAUACUUUAUCUGCACAAUUUGCAAUUCAAAUAACUGCAGAUAAUAUAAAAAAUCGGGUCAAGUCGUGGAAAAAGUAUUAUGGAGUCGUGAGUGAUAUCUUGAGCCAAAGUGGAUUUAGUUGGGACUCCUCGACACAAAUGAUAAACGUUGAUGAAAAUAGUGUAUGGGAAGAAUAUAUAAAGUCCCAUAACGAUGCUGUAAGCUUUUGAUAUAAGAGAAUCUCAAAUUGGGAUGAUAUAGUUGAUCUGUGUGGCAAAAAUAGAGCCACUGGAGAGGACGCUGAAACUGGUUUUGAAGCCACUGAGGUAAUGACUCCUCCUGCUAGUGAGCAUAAUCAUGUCGAUUUGGAAAAUGAUGACCAAAUUUUUGGAGAUAUUCACAUUAUUGAAGACAAUUCACCCGACCAAGCAAUUGCAAAGAAAAAGAGAAAUGAAACAACACCUUCUUCUAGCGUCCCUCCUCAAAAGAAAAGAGUUACAACUAAAGAUGUUUUGGGUACUUCGGUGGAUAGAAUGGCUUCGUCAUUUGAAGAACUUAUUCCUGCAACUACUAAAAGUCUUGCCC
Molecule: messenger RNA, 1105 nt
Organism: Fragaria vesca subsp. vesca
Lineage: Eukaryota; Viridiplantae; Streptophyta; Magnoliopsida; Rosales; Rosaceae
Exons: 4
Coding region: 331-750 (139 amino acids)
Source: RefSeq, a predicted model, not a curated record